Colletotrichum orchidophilum is the source of this 993-nucleotide messenger RNA. RefSeq lists its product as uncharacterized. The record is from RefSeq and is a predicted model, not a curated record. NCBI's taxonomy places the organism in Eukaryota, Fungi, Ascomycota, Sordariomycetes, Glomerellales, Glomerellaceae. The transcript has a single exon. The coding region runs from base 1 to 993 and encodes 330 amino acids.
AUGGUGCGAAACGCAGUGGAAUCAAAGGUCCACAUCAGCGAAGCACUCGGUCUAGGCUCGACGACUGUCACGCAAAACCGUCAGGGUACAGGCGGAAACUCAAACUUGAUACUGGGAGAGUCAUCCUGUGGUCCCCAAGUCAUCGAUGAAAUUUCACGAAGUCUCGAUCUGAUCGCCAGAUUAUGGCUCACCAUCAACUUCGACACGCUACCACUUGGGCAGAUGUAUCCUAACCCAACUCAGGUUGCCUGGGAGGAUAACAAGAGCCUUAAUCAAGCGAUCAAAAGUCAAUUUGCUAUGAAUCAUGCUGAUUCGAACCACUCCGUCGAAUUGCAUCGUGGUAGAAUUCCAUCUGCUUUCAACAUGGCAAUCCUCUGCGAACGAUACAACUUCUCCAUUCGAUGGACUCAUAAUUUGGCUGAUCAUUUACGGAUUGACGGAGAAUCGGGUAAAAUAACCGUCACGUUAUAUGAGCACAUUGUGUGUCUCUGGAAUCAUUUGCAGUACUCGCCAAACUGCCCCAUACCGCAGAGUCUGCUCGAAGAAACAUUAGACUCUCUAAUUCUUUUAUUCCCUUACGAAGACCCUGGAACCAUGAAAUUCCUUAAGAGAGAGAAUAAGAACUUUUGGAGACUAGGGCGUUGCGGCCGCACAAGAAAGGCCGAGUUGGACGACUUUUUCCACUGGAAACAAAAUAUUCGGCGACUGCUCAGGGAGUAUGACCAGCCACCGAGAGGCACUCAGCAACUCCGUCUUGAUAGGGAGGGCCGGAACUUCUUAGAGUUCUCCACCUUCUGGACGGCACUCGCUGUUGCCAUCCUGACUAUACUUGGCAUUGCUUUCGGGACGAUCGGAACUGCCUACGCCAUCAAGGCUUAUAAUCUGUCCUACAAGCAAUACGUGCUGUCACAAAAGCAAUACGAGCUUGAUCUAGUUCAAGCAUGCGCAGAUCCAGAAGCUGCCAAACAGUGGCCAGAAUUCUGUGGGAGCUAG